Molecule: messenger RNA, 273 nt
Organism: Gaeumannomyces tritici R3-111a-1
Lineage: Eukaryota; Fungi; Ascomycota; Sordariomycetes; Magnaporthales; Magnaporthaceae
Exons: 2
Coding region: 1-273 (90 amino acids)
Source: RefSeq, a predicted model, not a curated record
AUGCGCAAAGGCAACAACAAAGGGGCAGUCUGCACGGAAGCACAGAUGUUUGAGGGCGUCGACUGUCGUCUGGCAUUACCUAUGGCGGGCCAGGGGGGCCCAUUCAACCUCUACCCCAUUGACGAGCAAAAUGUAUCCACUACACGCCCGGGCUGGCGGAGGCGGGCAUACUGCCCUCCACUCGCCCUCGAAACGGCAGCGGGCUUCAGCAGCCGCGAAGUCCCUGGCAUGACAGCUAAUGUGGGCAAGCCAAUCGACCGCUUGCAGCUCUGA